Molecule: messenger RNA, 500 nt
Organism: Cercocebus atys (sooty mangabey)
Lineage: Eukaryota; Metazoa; Chordata; Mammalia; Primates; Cercopithecidae
Product: mastin-like
Exons: 3
Coding region: 12-500 (162 amino acids)
Biological process (GO): proteolysis
Molecular function (GO): serine-type endopeptidase activity
Source: RefSeq, a predicted model, not a curated record
CCAAGUUCAACAUGAGCCUGUCGGCCUGGGGGGGCGCAGACAUCGCCCUGCUGAAGCUGGAGACCGCCGUGACGCUGUCCGAUCUCGUACACCCGGUCUCCCUGGCCCCCGACUCACUAAUGCUCCUCCCGGGGAUGAAGUGCUGGGUGACCGGCUGGGGGACCCUCGCGCCGCAGCCCCCAGCCCCCCACCUGCAGGAGGCCGAGGUCCCCAUCGUGAGGACCCGAGCUUGCGAGAGGAUGUAUCACAAAAGCUCCGUUGCCCACGGCCAGGGCACCGUCAUCAAGGCUGACAUGCUGUGUGCAGGGAGGAAGGGGCAGGACUCCUGCCAGGCGACGCUGGGCCCGCCCCACUGGUCUGUUAGCUGGCUGGGACACCUGCUCCGUGGCGUGCUGAGCUGGGGGCGUGUUGCCUCCAGGCACGGGGAUCUACCUGGUGUCUACACCCGGGUGAUGACCUAUUCCCUUCUGGUCCGCCAGCACGUCCGCCGGAGGCGUUGA